Mytilus trossulus (common blue mussel) is the source of this 3538-nucleotide messenger RNA. RefSeq names its product atrial natriuretic peptide receptor 1-like. The coding region runs from base 1 to 3243 and encodes 1080 amino acids. Gene Ontology annotation, biological process: receptor guanylyl cyclase signaling pathway; intracellular signal transduction; cGMP biosynthetic process. Gene Ontology annotation, molecular function: peptide receptor activity; guanylate cyclase activity; adenylate cyclase activity. The transcript is spliced from 23 exons. NCBI's taxonomy places the organism in Eukaryota, Metazoa, Mollusca, Bivalvia, Mytilida, Mytilidae. The record is from RefSeq and is a predicted model, not a curated record. Gene Ontology annotation, cellular component: plasma membrane.
AUGGAACAAGAAGAUAGUUUUGGUAUCAACAAACUUCCCGCAAUUUUCAUGGGAGUGGAGAAAGUGAACAGAAUUUACAACGAUACAUUUCAAUUGAAUUUGAUACGGACAACUUUUGGAGAACGAUGCAGCCCUAAUGACAAAGCAGUAGCAUUUGCAGAAAUAUAUUACAAUCAUCAUAUUUAUGUUUCAUUUGGACCAGGAUGUUCAUCCACUAUUGAACCAGUCGGAAGAAUGGCCGCAUCUUGGAAUAUUUUGAUGUUAGUAACCGUAGGAACGGACGCCAUGUUUGAUGUCCAGGAAGAUUUUCCAACUUUAGUACGAACUUCUGUUUCUGUAAACAAAUUUUCACUGUUUUAUGUAGAAUUUUUUACCCAUUUUUCGUGGACGGAUAUUGCCGUAAUUUAUGACCAGAAUGCAGUAUACUGUCCAAGAUGGCAGGAAGGUCUAGAAUUGGUUUUGGCAACCAAUGGUUACCAUGUAACUGUAAUUAAGAUGAGAUCGAUAUCAACUGGAAAACUAACAUUUAAAGAAACACUUCAAGAAGCUAGUGAAGUAUCCAGAGUAUUUGCUGUUUGUUGCCACAUGGAUACCUUUCGGGAGCUAAUGAUUGAAGCAUACAAUCUUGGAAUGACGAAUGGCGACUAUGUGUUUAUAAUGUGCACAAGGUACAAUGGAGAUUUCUUCGGAAACUACAAUUGGUACAGAGAUGAUGAAUUAGACCAGAUAGCAGAAAAGGCUUGGCAAACAGUGAUGAUGGUGAAGUUUAGAAAUCAAGUUGGAGCAGAAUUUUUACAGUUUGAGCAAGACUUAAUAGAUCGCGCCAGAAAGGAUUUCAACUAUACCUACGAUCCAGUACCAGGACCUGAUGUAAUAGAUUAUUACGACUUAUUUCUUAUUUAUGGACAAAUUCUGAAUGAAACCAUAGAAGAGGGCGGUAACUAUAGCGAUGGUGUUUAUAUGAAAUCGAAAAUAAAAGGAAAGACUUUUGAAGGAAUACAGGGCAACCUUGUUUUUGACAGUAUUGGAGCACUGGAGCCGGAGUAUUCGCUUCACGAUGUUAACCCAAUUACUGGGGAGUUUAAGGUCGUUGGUAAUUAUUCUAGUUUUUCACGACAACUAAUCCUAAGCAAUGCGUCUAUCCACUGGCCAGGUAAUAAAGGACCGCCAAAGAAUACACCUUAUUGUGGAUUUGUGAAUGAGAAUCCAGCAUGUUUUCCAAAAGAGUUGAGCGUGUUGGCAAUAGUAGCUGGUUCUCUUGUUGGUAUUGUUGUUUUUAUUUUACUUGUUGUGCUUUUUGGAUACAGAAAAAUGAAACAAGAAGCAGAGCUUAAAAGUUCUUGGUGGAAAAUCAAGUCAGGUGACGUCAAAUUAAAUAACAGUACAAAUAAUAGUUACAGUAGUAGACGGAGUCGACUUUCUAUGUUGAAGAGUACAGAAGAAAUUUACUCCUAUAAGGAGGCAUAUGGUCAUUUUGUAGGAGAUCAUUGUGGGGUUUAUCAGGGAAAUGUGGUGUUUUUAAAGAAAACAAAGCUGUCUAAUCUGAACUUGAGUCGUUCUAAACUCAUCGAACUUAAACAGAUCGGAGAUUUGACUUGUCAAAAUCUGGUUAAGUUCGUUGGUUUGUACCCCUUUGAAAAGUGUAUUUACAGAGUCACUGAGUACAGCAGUAGAGGUAGUUUACAGGAUAUAGUGCAAAAUGACUCAAUCAAUCUAGACUGGGACUUCAAAGUUGCAUUACUUACCGAUCUUACUAAUGGAAUGGCGUUUCUUCACGAUUCCCACUUUCUAGUGCAUGGUCGACUGAAUAGUGAACGAUGUGUGAUAGACAGUCGAUUUGUUCUAAAGAUAACCGGAUAUGGUUUGAAUUUCAUUCGUGGUGAAGAUCCAUUCAAAUCAGUCAAGAAUGAACCAGAAUAUUUAUGGUUUGCACCUGAGGUUUUAAGAGGGAAGUGCAACGUUUCACAAGCAGCUGAUGUUUAUAGUUACUCUAUUAUCAUGUUUGAGGUUCUCACACGUAUGGCGCCUUUUGAGCUGGAUUUAGAUUUAUUGACAGUGAAAGAGAUUGUAAGUAAAUUACGAGAUGAGGGUCUGCAGCAACCGUUCCGUCCAACGAUGCCUGGUGACGUUGAAAAACCCGCGAUAAUUGAGCUGAUGAAGGAAUGCUGGGACGAAUCUGUAUCUGACAGACCAACAUUCAAAGCGAUAAAGAAACAACUUAAGGCACUAACUGGAAUUUCUAGCAGCCAUAACAUAUUGGAUUCGCUCCUCAGACGUAUGGAACAGUAUGCUAAUAAUCUGGAAGAUUUGGUCAGUCAACGAACAGAUGCAUUGAUUGAAGAAAAGAGAAAAUCUGAAGCAUUGUUAGAUCAAGUUUUACCGAGGAGUGUAGCUACAAAGUUAAAAAAUGGUCUUCCUGUGGACCCAGAAGCAUACCAGUGUGUAACUAUAUACUUCAGUGAUAUAGUUGGAUUUACAUCCAUAUCGGCUAAGAGUUCUGCUAUUGAGGUUGUUGAUUUGUUGAAUGAUUUAUAUACAAUGUUUGAUUCCAUCAUAGACAUAUUUGAUGUGUAUAAGGUUGAAACUAUUGGGGAUGCUUAUAUGGUCGUCUCUGGCCUACCUGCAAGGAAUGGAAAUGACCAUGCCAAACAAAUUGCUCAAAUGUCACUAGCUAUUCUCAGAGAAAUCGGAAACUUCGAGAUCCGUCAUUUACCCGCCAUUACUUUGGAAGCUCGUAUAGGGCUGCAUUCAGGGCCAGUCUGUGCAGGUGUUGUUGGAAAGAAGAUGCCACGUUAUUGUCUGUUCGGUGAUACUGUAAACACAGCAUCCCGAAUGGAGUCACAUGGACAAGCUAUGAAAAUUCAUGUUAGUCCACAGUCAAAAUUGCUCUUAGAUGGCUUCGGAUUAUUCAGUCUGGAAUCAAGGGGUACUGUUCAAAUAAAGGGCAAAGGAGAAAUGACAACGUAUUGGCUGUUAGGGGAAUCCCCUUGUGUGGAUUUGGCAAUUCUAGAGAACGACGACACGUCAAGUGAACAUGGUAUACUCUCACUACAACAUGGUGCGUUUCCCGCCACAAAUAUGAUCUCGUAUGAGACUGGUACUCCAAUCAAAUAUAUAAAUAACUCAAUCGGUAAUUGUGAUAUAUCAGUCAGAAAUGAAACUGUAUCAGCUGCAAGUAAUAUCUUGUUAUCCGACAUUGAGAACAUUUCGACUAAAAGUCCGACAAAAUUUGAAAACAUUUGAAAUCGAUUAAAACGGAAGCGGUGCUAUUCAGUUUUUUAAUGCUCAUAUUUCAAUUUGGAGUGGAAUGGAUACUUGAUAUCGACUAAAUGUGAUAUGUCUGCAGAACAUGUUGAAAGAAUAGUAGACAGUAACUAAAAACGGACAAUUCAUACCACUGAACAAUUUUGAACCCACACAAGAGGUCAAACUACUUGGUCUGACCCUUUAUAGUUAUAUGAUAUAAAAUCAUCCAUGUCGUGCUUCUCUCUAUAACUUGGAUUGUACCUUUGUCAAACUGUUACAUGUACUUAUUAUA